AUGCUUGCGCCUCACAUUGUGCACAUCCGCCACUCGUUUGCGUCGUCGACAUCGUCGUCUUCGUCCUCGUGUUCCUCGUCCUCGUCGACGUACCGCCUUGACGCGACUCGCGUCGAGAUUGUCCGCGCCUCGAUCCGCUUGCCGUCGGACGCCACCAAGGCCAAGCCCAGCAAUGACAGUGUCAUCUUUGUCAUCAAGGUGCACACUGCGUCUGGCUACCACCUCGUCGAGCAGAGCUGGGCGGCGUUCACGCAGCUCAAGGAGGCGCUGCUCCUUGCACUCGACCCGGGACACGCGUGCAGCGGCGUUUGCCCGUGGCUCUGGGAAGACCUGUACCACAACUUUGAGCACCCGACGAAGAAGGUCGACCUCCGCACGUGGCUCCACAUGCGUCUCCACCGGCACACCAAGCGCACGAUCCAAGUGUAUCUCGAGCACUUUCAGGAGCUCCUCGACUCGAUGCUGCACUUGCUCCGCCAGCGCCACCUCCAGUGCCACCAGUUCCACGACGUCUGCGACGUCUUGGCCCAGUUCCUUCAAGUGCCAUCGAUGCUCGACACGUGCGCGUCGAGCUCACUGCACCACGGCCUCCGUUUCUAGACGCGCCUUGUUAGUUUUAGUUAUUUAUUGUACGCCAAUGCUAGUACGUAGUCAUUUGCCACCACUGG
This is a messenger RNA of Saprolegnia parasitica CBS 223.65, 668 nucleotides long. RefSeq lists its product as hypothetical. Bases 1 to 600 code for a protein of 199 amino acids. NCBI's taxonomy places the organism in Eukaryota, Oomycota, Saprolegniomycetes, Saprolegniales, Saprolegniaceae. The transcript has a single exon. The record is from RefSeq and is a predicted model, not a curated record.